Messenger RNA from Papaver somniferum (opium poppy), 2690 nucleotides. RefSeq lists its product as uncharacterized. The transcript is spliced from 8 exons. The record is from RefSeq and is a predicted model, not a curated record. NCBI's taxonomy places the organism in Eukaryota, Viridiplantae, Streptophyta, Magnoliopsida, Ranunculales, Papaveraceae. Bases 267 to 1898 code for a protein of 543 amino acids.
CAGAAGCCCAGCCAUUGCUUUAUUCAGUUUUUUCAGGGAAGAAAAAGGAGAUCAAAAUCUCCGUCGCUUUUUUCCAGGGGAAGAAAGGAGAUCAAAAUCUCCGUUGCUUUCUCCUUCACCAAAUCAAAAAUUCCAGAAUCCCCAGCCGUUUCCAAACUUUUAAUUGCUUGGUUCAGGGAAGAAAAAGGAGAUCAAAAUCUCAAGUAAUUUGUGUACAAUUAUCAAGUUUCUCUCAGUGCUUCUAACCCAAUUUAAGGUGCCAAGUUAUGUGUAUUCCUGAAGAGGUUCCAACAAAACAUAAAGAUUCAAUGCCAGUGGUGAAUAAAAGGACGUAUAUCCACCCCCAGAAAUACAGGGAUGGCUACAGAAAUAUUACGACUUACUCCAGCUUCUCGUCUUUAAAAGAACUACGCGAAAAUUUGGAAGACGAUGAGCAAGUCAUUUUCCGAAAAACUGCAAUUUGGCAUCUUCUUGACAUGCCAGAAGAACAAUCGUGGUCUGGCGCGUUAGUUAAUUACUUAUUGUCUAGGGAGGUUGCCUACCCUGUUGUUCCCGGAGAAAAGGCUGAAGAAAAAGUCGUAGAAACAUGGUUCAGGGUUUGUGACGAGGAAUUUGGCUUCGGGAAGGUUUAUGACAAGAAUUCAGGUUCUAUAGAGAUUUGCGACAACCCUUUUGAGAAAGAUAUCUGCUUUGGGAAGCUCGAGUUUACUUUGAUUUAUGGUCUUAGUUUUAGGAAGCCAGAUCAAGCCUUUAUCUGUCCAGAGGGACCAUCUACCCUUAAGACAAGGUAUUUUUCCAACAUUGACAGCGUAAAGGGUUCUCAUCUGAGAGCUUUUAUUUUUGGCAAAGAGGUUGAAUCUAGUUCAAAAAACAAAGAACCUAAAAACAAAAAGGUUAAACUUGAAAGUAAAAACAGAGUUAUAAUAACCGAGAAAAGGGUUGAUUGUUCUAGUGAAGAAAGGGUCAAAGUGGCUUUAUUGUAUUUUGUUCACUUCUUCCUUCUGGGGCAUGGAAAUCAUGCUAAUGUCGAGGAUGAGUUCUGGCACCUUGUCGACAACCUUACAGAGUUUAACAAGUACCCUUGGGGGGAAUUAGUGUAUGACAGGACCAUUACCAAGAGUAGGUCUGCGUUGCUCUAUCAAACCAACAAUUACAAGAAGGAAGGACUACCGACUUUUAAGUCUCAAGGAUUGCCGCAUGUGCUGGUGGUUUGGGCCCUUGAAAUUUUCCCGGGACUGCUUCAGAAGUUUGGAGAUAGAAAAGAUAGUAUAACGUGGCAGCCACAUAUCCUUACUGUGUUAUGCAACGAGCUUGUCCACCACCAAAGCAUCGUUAAAACGUUGAAUUCGGUACCAGUUAUCCGUGAAAGCAUUACGGGGCAUACAUAUGAUUCUUUGGAAGAAAUGCUCGGGGAAUGUUUAGGUCCACUCAAUUAUGUGAUAUCGGAUCUUGAGGAAGAUAAGUUUGUUGUAGAACAGGACAACGAGGAUUCGGAGACGAAAUCUUCUUCACCACAGAAGCAACCGGAUGACCAUGUUCCAGAGUCGAAUCCCAAGGAUAGUAGUAACAAAAAUGCACCUUAUGGGGCACGAUUUGAUGAUGAUCGUUUGCAGGAGGUAGUCAAACUUUUGGCUGACAUCUUUCAGACGCAGAGGGAGGCAGCUGAUGUCUCAAAAAAACUGAUGGAUAAGGUUGAUGACCUGAUUGAAUCGCAAAAGACAGUGAUGGCGAAGAUUACCUUAUUGGAGAAUGAUGUUGCGUGCUUAAAGCAAAGAAAUGAUGAGGAACCUCCGUUCGAGGGUGAUUACCAUGAUGAGGAAAUGUCUCACUGUAGUGUGAGUCGCAACCUGUGCGUAGAGACAGAAUUUAGUAAAGAAGAUGUGGAAUUUCAUACUUGAUGAUAAUAAUAUGGGAGCGGAAAACGAUGAAGAAGGAACAAAACAACAUGGUGCUGAUGUUGCCUCCAACGAUGAAACUAACAUUUCAAAUAGCCCAAUAGGAAGAAAAAGAACGCAUCGCGAACUGGAAGUAUCCAGCAACUCCAAUGAUGAUGAUGACGUACAAAUACCAAGGAAAGUGGCCAAGGUUAAGAGGGAAAUAAUCCCUUCCAAAUUUAGAAGGCCUCCAUUUACAUAUGAUGGUCGGAACCAAAAGAAGCCUCGAAAAAAGGUGGAAAGCAAGGAGUCUGUUAUCAGGAAUAAUAUGAAAACUCAUAUAACUGACUGGCAAAACGAAGAAGAUAUAAAUGAUCUAAUCUGUUUCUUAGACCAAAGUAAAAUACAUGGAGAACUCUAUAAUGAUAAUGGUAUGUCAUUAGUGAACUGUGGAGACUUAUCUAGACUACUGGAUCCAUCUGGGUGGCUAGGUUAUUAACAAAACAUUGUACCUGUUGCGAAAGUCAAAGUACUUCACCGGGGCAAAUCAUACUUCGAGACGUAUAUGCUUGUAUGGCUUUGUGAAAUAGUCUCCGCCGGAUGUAUUUCUUACUUUUUGUAUGUCUAGCCCAAGUACUAGUUUCAUGCUUUUUGUAUAUUAAAACUGAGUGGACAUCUGACAGAAUGGUCGAAAGCAUGUCUAGCCCAAGUACUAGUUUCAUGCUUUUCCAUCCAAAGCUUAGCCUCCAUAUUAGUAAUUCCCAACUCUUCCAUAGCAGCAUUGAAGGAGUUCAGAUUGUAGGCUUCUGAUAGUUU